UCAUUGUCAAAAAAAUAAAAAUAAUAACAAAUUCAAAACCUUAAAAUUUGCAAUUUGCCUUUUCGGACUUUUAAUAAAUUAAAAGUUAAUUUGAAAAUCGAUACCAAUUUAUGCUAUUCCAUUUUACCAUCUAGCCAGAUAAUAAUGAGUAACACGGAUCCCGCCGCCAAGAACGCUAUACUGUGUUUCUCCUUAUCUUGCCUAGUAUUUACUGUUUCACUGUUUUCCUCCAGCGUUCUCGGAUAUACUUUCGAGCUAUGGGCGCUAACGUACUGGGGCCCGGGGCUUUACUUCUGUCUAUUCAACUUCGCUCUACGAUACUCCUUAAAAGGCUUCACAUAUGAUGUGGCAGUGAGGUCUGCAUUCCUGGGGUCAGUGUUUGCGACGGGGCUCUAUUUUGCUAUUUCUCACACCAGCUACCACAUAUUCGGACUGUAUGCAAUGGCAUUCUCAAUGUUCCACUUCUCAGAGUUCCUCUCUGUAGCUCUGACUAACCCUAAAACGCUGUCAGUGGAUUCAUUCAUAUUGAAUCACAGUGUGCAAUAUUGGAUUGCUGCUAUAUCCAGUUGGGUUGAAGCUGCCAUUGAGAAUUACUUCUUUCCUGGUAUGAAGUCUGUGUUCUGGCUCUCUCACAUUGGUGUGGUGAUGUGCAUAGUGGGGGAGGUGUUGAGGAAGAUGGCCAUGUUCACCGCCAAAACUAACUUUAAUCAUCUUGUGCAGACAGUAAAGAGCCCCGACCACAACCUGGUAACUCACGGCGUGUACCAUCUCUGUCGGCAUCCUAGCUACGUGGGCUGGUUCUACUGGUCAGUGGGCACGCAGAUAAUCCUUUUAAAUCCAAUCUGUGUACUCAUUUACACGCUGGUGUCCUGGUCAUUCUUCAGGGACAGGAUUUUUGCUGAGGAGAUGUUCCUCAUAUCCUUCUUCGGUACCCAAUACUUGGACUACCAGAAGAGGGUUGGUACUGGACUGCCUUUCAUUAAGGGUUAUAUACCUGAAGAUGCUUGGCGCUCUCACUAGGUGGCAUUUAAAAAAAUAAUAUGACAAAGUACAGAUAUUUAUAAAAUAACAGGCAUUUGAGGUAUCUACCCAUGCCUGUGGCCGAUUUAGGGUAGAUUCCUACUAUGUGUGCUUUACUAAGUCGUUGAUGUUCACAAUUGUUAAUAACUUAAGAUUGUGACGUAGACAGAGAAGUAAAUAGACAAGUAAUUGGCGUGUUGAGGUUGUAAAUUAGUGCUGACUAUAAUUAUGUUAUGUAUUUAUAUUGUUGUAAUUAAACUAUAAAUUAUUUACACUUUAAAAUAAAAGCACGUUAUUUAUACUUUUUUAAUAAAACUAAUCUGUUACUAAUUGUCAAACUUGUAAGGACCAUUGUUCUGUCUGACUUCUAACAUGCGUGUUGACACCAAAAUAUUGAAUUGCCUCAUUUCUUUACAGAUUCCACAUGUAAGUUAUUCUUUUGUUUUUGUUUUUUUGAGGGAAUGCGAAGGAUGUAUUAUAUUUGUCUAUUUACUUCUCUGUCUACAAUACAGGGAUCUUGUUCUGUUACGUAGUGAAGAAAAAUAUAUGAGACACUUGUUCACCUUUGGGAAAAUUUAUGAGAGAAGUUGUUCACUUUUAUGUGGCCAAAGAAUUAUUUUUAAGAAUUUCGUCUUUUUGACCAUUGACUUUGAAAACUAAUUCAUUUGACUAACUAAUUAAAACUGAUUUAUGUAAAACUCGUUACACGUUGACUCAACUCUACAAGCCCUUGACUACAAUCUCACCUGAUAAGUGAUGAUGCAAUCUAAGAUUGAAGCGUGCUAACUUGUUAGGAGUAGGAUUAAAUCCACACUUCUUUCGGUUUCUACAUGACAUCGUACCGGAACGCUAAAUCGCUUGGCGGUACGUCUUUGUCGGUAGGAUGGUAACUAGCCACGGCCGUAGCCUCCCACCAGCCAAAACUAAACUAUGCCGGUAAUGGCUUUUAGCGGUUGUGGCCGGUGUCCCGUGUGUGGGAACUCUUAAUAUUUUUGAAUGACGAGGUCCAUGCGAAGGCUCGCUUUUAAAAAACGUUUAUUAUCCAAUGUAUAAAUAAUAAUUUUUAACUAUUUUGAAUUGAGAUCUCAUGACAUUUUGCAUUUAUUAACUACUAUUUAAUUGAUUUUUUCUUAUUUUUUGAUUGAUAUAUUCAUUAUGAGUAACUUGUAGUAUUUUUACAGAUUCAACAUAUUUUGAUUACAAAAAAUUUAAAUCAUAUUAUGCGGAAAAUUAAAAAAAAUAUACUAAUGUUGACUUGUAUAUUACAAUCCGGGAAUUAUCCAUUAAAACCUAGAGUUAAGAUUUCAAUAAUUAAAAAAAAAUAAAAAAUCCCGACUGCCUAAUCUGUUCGCACCUUUAUAGUCAUCCGCCUCGCGUACUUUGCGAUUCAAAAUAACGUUUUUUUAAUUGUAGUUUUUUUUUUUAUUAUGGCCAUAUACCAUUUUAUAAUCCUCUUGAUACACACAUUUGAUACCCAUAUUGCAAUAUUAGAAAAAGAAAAUGUUUUCCCCUCGAGUCUAUAGCGUCUCACAGUCGUCGCGUUGUUUUUUUUAACUUUACCUAUCUAAGAACACUAGGGGUUAUUAAGACAAAUCUAAGUUCAGCGGUUUGGAAGAUAUGAGGUAAUAAAGAAUAUUACAUACAUACAAGAUGCCCGCGAAAAACAUAACCUUCUUGCAGUCGGGUAAAAGUGCUCAAAAUUUUGAACUUUAUUUUCCCUAUGUACUCGAUAGUAGGGUAAAACAAUUAAUUGGAUUUUUUAAUAAAUACGAUCUACACUUCAGUAAAAAUGUUACAGGAUAACAACAAAAAUAAAUAACAAAAAAACACUUUUUAAAUACUAUUGUAAACCUGUCUAGAAAAUUUUGGUAUAUUGUCUUUGUAUUAUUAGUAUUUUACAUUAAAAUGUAUUUAUUGUAAAUAGUUGCUGUUUUUAAACUUUUACUGCAUUGUACAUAUUUUGUUGUGUUGUGUUAGCACUGCAUGUGAAACAUGAAUGUAUAAAUUUGUAAAAACAAUUUAAUCUGUAAGGGUUGUGAAUGUGAAAAAUAAAUUCAUUUGUAAACUGAAUUAUGUUUCAACACUUGAGGAAUUCUGUAAAAAUAAAGAUGUCCUGCAUUAAUUACAUUGAUUAUAAUUAUGUCCUCUAAAAUCAUUUUAUUGUCAUAACAAUUUUUCCGACAAAUUAAAAAUAUAUGCCAAUUUUCAUAA
Messenger RNA from Bicyclus anynana (squinting bush brown), 3231 nucleotides. It is a transcript of the gene ste14, whose product is annotated as protein-S-isoprenylcysteine O-methyltransferase. The record is from RefSeq and is a predicted model, not a curated record. Gene Ontology annotation, cellular component: endoplasmic reticulum; membrane. Gene Ontology annotation, biological process: C-terminal protein methylation. The transcript is spliced from 5 exons. Bases 145 to 1020 code for a protein of 291 amino acids. Gene Ontology annotation, molecular function: protein C-terminal S-isoprenylcysteine carboxyl O-methyltransferase activity. Lineage: Eukaryota; Metazoa; Arthropoda; Insecta; Lepidoptera; Nymphalidae.